GCAGUACAACGUCAUCACAGCUAACUGUUUGCGAAUGAUUAGACGUCAUUGCCUACGCUUUGUGAUAGUCAUUUCAUGACUUAUUCGAACGGCACCGACAUAAUUGUAACCCCGCAUAGCGCCAUGACAAGUUUAAUCUGAAAAGAAACAAACGGAACUCGCUUCAGCCGAACAUCGCGUAUUUUCGCCUUCUUGCUUUCCUCCCGUCACCGCUGCUCGCCUUCUGCCUUAGCGACAUCGGCCGAGCGAGCCGAGCUUUCACAGCGUCUAACGUUCCCAAAUGAUGCCGGCAGCGUGGUUUUAAGUCCACGCCGCCCGUUAUGUCGCGCUGCUUGUAAGGCUGUUGUUCGCUCGGGAGAAAGUGAAGUCCAGGAAGCUUGGAGGAGGAGGAGAGAAAAAGGAAAAAAAAGAAAGAGAGCAGUCAGGAGGCCAUAAGUCCUCCUCUCGCUAACACAUAAAUACACGCACACAUCACCACGGCCUUGAUGGUGAUGUAUGCAAGGAAACCAGCAAGAGUCAGUGAUGGGUGCACCGACAGAAGGGAUUCACAAUCCUAUCAGACCCACAAAUCUCAGCCAAAGAGCCAGUCCAGCAGCCUUCACCGUUACGACAAGGUGCGGGAUGCCUCGUCCGAGUCGACGCCCCCUAAUAAGAUGCUGCGGCGCUCAGAUGAGAGUCCUGUCAACAGGCACGUUGACAGCGCAGGACACGGCAAGGCAAAAAUCUCGCACACGGUUCGGGCCAAAAAUGGGACCAGUGAAUCUCCUCAUGAGAACGCUCAGAACAACAGCGCACACCAUGGUGCCGACUCGCAUUCAGCUCAGAGCAAGCCUGCGGAACGAGAACCAGCGGAUGACUGGACAGAACACAUCAGCUCUUCUGGGAAGAAGUACUACUAUAACUGUAGAACUGAGGUCUCCCAGUGGGAGAAGCCCAAGGACCUGUUGGAGAGAGAGCAACGGCAGAGGGACUCAGUCAAGUUGCCAGCAAACAGUUUCCCACGGGACAUGGACUACAGACAAGAGGCCUUACAGGACAAAUCUACAAAGAACACUUCAGGGGACCAAUCUAGCGCGUCCAAUUCGGGGCAUGUGUGCUCUUCCUCACAGAGCCUAAACACAACGUCCGUCCCCACGACCACGUCCUCGUCCUCCUCUUCCACGGCCCAGUUAACUCAAAGCGUCCAGUCCCCGUCUCCGGCGCUACUUCAGGACCCGGCCCUGCUGCGCCAGCUCCUGCCCGCACUUCAAGCUACUCUGCAGAUGAGCAAUGGAGGGAUGGACAUGGCGAAGCUCAAUGAGGUCUUGGCAGCUGCUGUCACCCAAGCUUCCUUGCGGUCUGUGCUUCAUAAGCUCCUCACUGCUGGACCCGCUUUCAACAUCACUGCUCUGCUCUCAGCUGCUCAGCACGCCAACCAAGCCCAGCACUCCAGUCAGUCGCCUGCAUCUCUGACAUCAGACACAUCGUCGCCUCGGCCUUACGUUUCGCCACGGAAUGGCACGCAGCAAGGCAACCAGAAAACCCCCAGCGGCGGCACAUCUUUGCAGACUAGAGGUGGUACAUCUUCCGCUAAGCAAGGCCCUACCCCCCUGGCUCAGACUUUGGAGAAGCGCCCAGAGGACCCCAGGACUCUCCAGCAAAGAAGUCAGGAACUUCUCUCAAUGGGAUCAAACACAGCUGGUGCUGCGUUGUCCCACGCCGCUUCCAGCAACAGCGGUCAAAGUCACUCUGACGCCCCCAGCUCCUUCACCCCCUCCCUGGCAGCUCACUUUGAUGAGAAUCUCAUUAAACAUAUCCAAGGAUGGCCUUCAGAGAACACUGAGAAACAGGCGGCCCGGCUGCGCGAGGACAUCCACAACAUGGGCAGCUUGUACAUGUCGGAGCUGUGCACCGAGAUGAAGAACCUCCGCUCCCUGGUCCGGGUCAGUGAAAUCCAGGCCACACUGAGGGAACAAAGAAUCCUGUUUCUGAGGCAGCAGAGCAAAGAGCUGGACAAGCUGAAGAACCAGAACUCUUACAUGGUCUGAGCAGAACUGACUGGGACCGGGGACAGCUGCUCCUUGCCUGCCUGUUUAUUCCCCUCACAAGAGCAACUGAGAGAGACUGUUAGAUGGCAGCGGCUUUUUCCAAAAGGGUGAGCUCCGUCAUCCCGAACAUGUCCGCCAUGUUUGUUUUAGUUUUCCUCCAACCCUCCGCUUGCGAGUCGCUCUCACUUGAGAGGUGAAAAGUGACGGCUCACCAAGCUGGACACGAGAGGACCUCAGGCUCUUUUCAAACGGCACCUUCUCGGAUUGUGUGUAUUGUACCGAGUUUUGUUUUCAGGUGUGUUUAGAUGUUGUGGUCAGACAAAGAUUAGUUUAUUACCUUGAAAAAACAACUGUCCAAACAUUAUCGGCGACGAGCGGUCGGUGGCAGAAGCGUCCACCUUCCAACACGUGAAUCAGACUUUUAAUGUACGAUCUAGUGGCAGUGAUGUUACACCUUUCCUUCCGCUACUAUUAUCACCAUUCCGGUUCUACAUGCAGCAGACUCACAUUUUACCUUUUUUACAUUUUGCUUUGUCCCAAUUAAUGGAGCUCCUUCCACUAAUAAUCCUAGUAACUUUCAGAAUCCUGACGUUUGAAAGCCAUUUUGAAGGAGAAUUAAAAAAAAAAAAAAGCCCACGUUUUCGGACCUCGGUCAGCUGCUAGUACAUACGAGGUCGUUAUGUGAUCUCUUGAUCCGUUCUGCUUUUUUUUUUUUUUUUUUAUGUCAAAUUU
Messenger RNA from Entelurus aequoreus (snake pipefish), 2759 nucleotides. RefSeq names its product WW domain-containing adapter protein with coiled-coil-like. The record is from RefSeq and is a predicted model, not a curated record. Lineage: Eukaryota; Metazoa; Chordata; Actinopteri; Syngnathiformes; Syngnathidae. Gene Ontology annotation, biological process: regulation of autophagy; positive regulation of TORC1 signaling. Gene Ontology annotation, cellular component: nucleus. The transcript is spliced from 13 exons. Gene Ontology annotation, molecular function: chromatin binding; RNA polymerase II complex binding. The coding region runs from base 486 to 2027 and encodes 513 amino acids.